Molecule: messenger RNA, 1434 nt
Organism: Botrytis sinoallii
Lineage: Eukaryota; Fungi; Ascomycota; Leotiomycetes; Helotiales; Sclerotiniaceae
Exons: 10
Coding region: 1-1434 (477 amino acids)
Biological process (GO): DNA repair
Molecular function (GO): double-stranded DNA binding; ATP-dependent polydeoxyribonucleotide 5'-hydroxyl-kinase activity; polynucleotide 3'-phosphatase activity
Source: RefSeq, a predicted model, not a curated record
AUGCUUGAUAUCAAGCUGUUUGCUGUAUCAGCAAAAAAUCUCCCGACACCUACCUCAAAAUAUAUUUGGAGAAUUAUGGCAAGCCCUGGUAAUGCACAGAAGAGAAAGUCGAGUACAGACCGCCCAAUAUCACCUCCACCAUUGCGUCGCAAAGUACAGUCUACAACAACACAGACUGAUGUUGCAUCAUUUUUCACGCCUACGUCACAAAAACCACCCGAGAAAAUUUCCUGGCAAGAACGCGCACUAAAUGAAGAUUCACCAAACACGCUGUUGGUUGGCAAGUUUGAACCACUGAAUAGCCCAGGCAAGGAAGUCUUAUCACAAAAUUUGGAAAGAAACAAAGUUGCAGCUUUCGAUUUUGACUCCACUCUCAUACAAACAUCGUCUGGAAAGAAACAUUCUACCACUGGCCAAGAUUGGAAGUGGUGGCACCCAUCGGUUCCUGGUACUCUCAGAAAACUAUACUUAGAUGAUGGUUUUCGUGUCGUGGUGAUCAGCAAUCAAGCUGGUAUUUCACUCAAAACAGACCCCAAAUCCCCCAAAGCUCGACUUGCUGAAUUCAAGACAAAAGUAUCUGCAGUCUUCAAUCAUCUCAAUAUCCCAGUGAGCAUAUAUGCAGCAACCGAAAAGGAUAUCUACCGAAAGCCACGAACGGGCAUGUGGAAGGAAUUACUUGAGGACUUUGAUAUUCAUCUUCCAGGUGAUCUCAAACUACAGGAAUCCAUUUUUGUUGGAGAUGCUGCCGGGCGCAACGCAAGUACCGGAAAACCAAAGGACUUUUCUUGUUCAGAUCGGAAUUUCGCUGAGAAUGUCGGGAUCAAAUUCUACACUCCCGAAGAAUAUUUUCUCGACGAAACACCAAGAUCGUUCACUCGCACCUUCGAACCAGGAGAUUACCGCUCUGAAAACACCACAGUGUCCCCGAAGUACAAAAAAGACAACCCGAAAGACAUAGUUAUCUUUUGUGGUAGUCCUGGCGCUGGAAAAUCUACAUUCUAUUGGAAGCAAUUGGAACCUCUUGGUUAUGCCAGAGUUAACCAAGACAUCCUCAAGACAGAGCGUGAUAAAUGUUUUAAAGUCGCUGGUCAAUAUCUAGAUGAGGGGAAGUCUGUGGUCGUGGACAAUACUAAUGCAGAUCGAGAUGUUCGCAGUAAAUGGAUAGCACUGGCUGCCAAGCAUUCCGUGCCGAUCCGCUGUGUUCAUUUUCUAACAAGUGUACAAGUAUGCGAGCACAACGAUGCUGUGCGAGCCUUGAAUGAAACCAUGAACCCUGAAAAGAGAAAGAUACUUCCCAAAUUGGCCUUCACAAGCUUCAAUUCAAGAUACCAACGACCUGAAUUGAUCGAAGGAUUCCAGGAUAUUACAGAAGUACCAUUCAAGUUCGAGGGAAGCGAAGCCCAACGAGAAAUUUGGACUCAACAUUGGAUUUGA